Molecule: messenger RNA, 1089 nt
Organism: Limanda limanda (common dab)
Lineage: Eukaryota; Metazoa; Chordata; Actinopteri; Pleuronectiformes; Pleuronectidae
Gene: khdrbs2
Product: KH domain containing, RNA binding, signal transduction associated 2
Exons: 10
Coding region: 1-1089 (362 amino acids)
Biological process (GO): regulation of alternative mRNA splicing, via spliceosome
Cellular component (GO): nucleus
Molecular function (GO): mRNA binding; poly(A) binding
Source: RefSeq, a predicted model, not a curated record
AUGAAUUCAAAUCAGUGCUUACCUGAACUGGUGGAGGAGAAGAACACCCUGGACCCUUCUUUUGUGCACGCGUUGCGCCUGCUUGCAGAAGAGAUUGAAAAGUAUGAAGGCGACGAUUUGAGAAAAGAUGGCGACAUAAAGAAAUACCUAGAUAUCAUCAGCAAUAAAAAUAUCAAGCUCUCCGAAAGAGUUCUCAUUCCAGUGCAACAGUAUCCAAAGUUUAAUUUUGUUGGGAAGCUGCUGGGACCACGGGGAAAUUCCAUGAAGCGAUUGCAGGAGGAGACUGGGGUGAAGAUGUCCAUCCUCGGCAAAGGAUCCAUGAGGGAUAAAGGCAAGGAGGAAGAACUGAGGAAAAGCGGGGAGGCCAAAUACGCCCACCUGAGUAAUGAUCUGCACGUUUUAAUUGAAGUCUUCGCUCCACCUGGAGAGGCCUAUUCCCGCAUGAGCCACGCCUUGGAGGAGAUUAAAAAAUUCUUAGUUCCAGACUAUAACGACGAGAUCAGACAGGAGCAGCUGAGAGAGCUGUCCCUGCUGAACGGCUCCGAAGAGUCGAGCAGAGGGAGGAGUGCACCGGGAAGGGGCGCGCGGCCGGCAACCGCAAUCUCCACAAGGGGCCACAGAGGCACGGGGAGGAGGGCGGCAGCGGCGGCGGCGGCAGCAGCGGCACCCCGGGGGGCAGCGGCAGCGGCAGCUCACAGCAAACUUCCCACGACCGGUUUAACGAGAGAGGGACAAGCGCCGAGAGCCAGGGGGGCGGCGGGGAGCGCUGCAUACAGGGUCCCGCUGUUAGCAGUCACACAUGAGUCCUAUGAUGACUACGGCUACGAUGAUGGAUAUGGAGGAGAAUAUGACGACGAGAGUUAUGAGCCCUACGAGGAUAACUACAGCAACCAGUCGAAGAGCAUUUCAGAUUACUACGAAUACGGACAUGCGACCAGUGAUGAAUCCUACAACAACUAUGAGGAGGAGUGGCCGACCGCCCGUCCCAGUCUCAAAGCCCCGGCUUUACGGCUGACGAGAGGGGGCUACAGGAAACAUCCCUAUGCUGCAGAUCAGUGUGUGUAUGCAGACACCUCACUUCCUGUUUGA